AAGUAAUUUUUCUAAUGUUAGCGGUAAGUGGUUAGACAAAUGACAAACGGAUAUCAACAACAACAGCAGACCAGAGCAGACGAACAAGUGUCUUUUAAGGGUCUAGUGCUUCAAGAAAAUGGAAACAAGGCUUUGUGCAGAUGUUUUGUCAGGACUGAAACGACUGGGUAAUUCGACUCUGGUAAACGAGGACUUGUUUUCGAAGUUACUAGUCUGUGGUGUCAAUACCAUAACCCAAUCAAAUUCACAGUCGCUGAACUUUUUAAGUUUAGCAACAGGUUCGUCGAAGGGAGAUGUCAUGAAAGAGGCUCAUUUUUCUCUCCUAGCAUUACUGGUUGAGGCUGCUCGCAUGGAUGUUUCCUCAGAUUCAUUGCAGUCAUUCCUAGAAUCAAAAGUAAACUGGCCUGCCAACCGCUGCAAAAAGCUCACCACUGCAUUUAACGAAGCUUUACCUCAUAUUCAAGUUUCGCUUGCAAAUGUGGGAUUUCAUCCUCCUCAUGUGGUGGAUGUGAAAUGGAGCCUUCUCCACAACAUUAAGUCCAGCAGUAGUGAACAUGCAGCCAACACAAUUGUUGCAGUGAAUUUCAAAACCGAAGGCAUGACAAACAGUUCAGAAGAUGAUGUACAGUUUAUGUGCACUUUGCCUGAGCUUCAAGAUUUAGUCUCAAAAUUAAAAGAGGCAUUACGACAGAUGGAGCGUGUUGCUCAAAUGAGUCAUCCGUAAUGACUUGUGAAGACAGUCAACAAAACCAAUCAAUAACAAGUGAACUAAAAUUUUCUUUUUUGAAAAUAAAUCAACUUGCAGCCAUGAUACUCCAA
Thrips palmi is the source of this 819-nucleotide messenger RNA. RefSeq names its product COMM domain-containing protein 3. Gene Ontology annotation, biological process: sodium ion transport. The record is from RefSeq and is a predicted model, not a curated record. Lineage: Eukaryota; Metazoa; Arthropoda; Insecta; Thysanoptera; Thripidae. The transcript is spliced from 3 exons. Bases 119 to 724 code for a protein of 201 amino acids.